This is a messenger RNA of Helobdella robusta, 3430 nucleotides long. RefSeq lists its product as hypothetical. Lineage: Eukaryota; Metazoa; Annelida; Clitellata; Rhynchobdellida; Glossiphoniidae. The record is from RefSeq and is a predicted model, not a curated record. The transcript has a single exon. The coding region runs from base 1 to 2892 and encodes 963 amino acids.
AUGCGUGUAGCUUUUGUAUUGUCUACGUAUUUGUUAUCUGCAGUCGUUUCAGUUGGGAACAAUGAAUCAUCAACGUUAACAACAGCUGUGUUGAAAACAACGACAAAUAGUGUUGUUAACAACGAAUCAAAUAGUUCAACUAAGAAACAAUUUGAUGCAAGUCAACGACCAAGUUGUCAACUGUCAUUACAUGAGCACCAACUCUCCAAACAAGUCGAAUAUUUGCUGAAGAAAGAAAAAGUCGUUCUCAUAGAAUACAUCAUCAGUUUUGUCAACUACACAAAAUCGCCACUGAAACUGAAAAACGAAUUUCAAAACGAAAAAUGGUACCGAGUAACGUCGGAACACGGCCAAAUUUUGUUAAAUUUAGCAUUCAACUACGGCGUACUUUCAAUGGCUACGUUAACGUUGGGAACGACCAAACUCAUCUUAGAACUAGUUGACAGUCCAGCUAACUGUAUGGCUGAAUCAGACCCGGACGACCAGCUGUACAGUUUGCAGUAUUUUUUGAUGAGAGAUCUUAAACCGGACAAAAAAGUUGAACUAUCUUGGAAAGAGAGCAUAUGCCGUAAAGUCGUUCUUAACGAUAAUUCCGGGUACGCAAAAUUUACUCACGAAUGUGUCACCGUUGAUUCAGAAACAUCACAGUUAGUAGUCGCGAUAGGGUUGGAUAGACUUUGGAUUACAAUUUUGGAUAUAAUGUUGAUAAUAAUAAGAAUAGCGGCUCUAGUUUGCUUACCGUAUUUCCUCGUCAGCAUUUUUAAAGGAGUAAUUAAAGAAAAAGUUCCUUACGUUGUUAGAUUGAAAGAUGACAGUCCUUUGUUGAAGACGUUGAUGAUUGUGGACGAUGAUGACAUUAAAAAUGAUUACAUCAAGCAAGGUAAAGAAGUUUUAGAUUUGAAUGUUGAAAAAGAAUUUCCUAAACUUCGACAUGUUCUUCACUACGGCACAUACCCGAUGAAUGUACCUUUUAAGGCCAACAUUAAACAAUACGACAUUUUAGUAGACUAUCACAGAACUCAACCCGAAGAUCGAGUUCAUGUUGGAUUUAUAAAAACUCUCGCUGGUGUGAUAUUUAGAUGCAAAAUAAAAGAAGUUGGACCUUUCGAGUUAUGUUGUCAGUCUGAAAUGCUGAAACUGGUUGCUUCCAACAAAUGUUACUUGCUCUGGAUAACAUUCUGGAGAAAAUUUUCAGCUGUCCUUCUCGUUUUCACGAUACCUGUCUUUUUUUACGUGCGCGUUCUACUGUACUACAUUUACGAACACGAAGAAGUUACAUUGAGAAAAUCGGUUACAGAAAGUAUGUCUAUGAAAGAAAUAGUUUCAAACAGUUUUUUGCAGUAUUUAACCCCAAUUCAUCCAGUUUUAAUAACAAUUUACGUUCUGUAUUUCUUGGCUGGUUUUAUCGUCGCACUUGCUCCGCGGAAAAAUGAAGAUGCUGACAAAAAUCACGUGCUCAAAAGAAUCGUUAAUUCAUUUCGAGAUCUUGAUGAAUUUUCAUUUACGCGAGUCAUAAAUUUUGUUUUCACCAAUUUCACAUGGCCUUUUUAUAAAUUUGGAAUAUUAGGCUGCUUCAUUUGGCUCGUUUAUUGGAUUUUCGCUCUGCCUGUUUCAUUUUUCGUCAUUGCAAUUUACAGCGUGCCAUCGCUCUAUCUCAUGUUCCGCAUGAUUUAUUACUGCAAGAGAGCUGUUUACGUUCAGCUGCACAAACUGCCUCCCUUCCCGAUGAUGUAUCAAGUUACAAAAAGAAAGAGUCAGAAAAAACUGUUAAACAAACUGAAGGCAGAGAAUGUGGCAGUAAAAUAUGCUUUGAAAAACAUCGAACAAUGUCGAUCUGAUCAAAAUUACUCUCCAACUAAAGAAAUUGAAAUGAAAAAAAUGGAAGAGCAACAGAAAUUGAAUCAAAUUGUCUAUGAUUACUACAACAAGGAUGAGGAAUACAUCUAUAAAAGAGCCGAUUGCUGGCACUGCGUCACCUACAUCUUCACCACAGUUUUAUGCCUUUUGGCAUACAUCGGAUGUAUGUUCCUCUUGGCUGAAAUAGUCGUAUUUGGGGUAGAAAUAAUAGUUUUUACCAUCAUGGGUAUUAUAGUCAAUGCCAAUUAUAUUUUGAGGCACGUUAUGGUAGUCGCUAUAGUUCUUUUAUAUUGCUUUGAUAGUUUUUUUAACAUGGAGAAGAAGUAUUUGAAACUGAACAAAGUAAUAUUUGCAGAAGUAACCAGGCGAAUACGAGAUCUUGAAUCAGUUACGUGCCUGCCGUCAUUUUUACAGGAAAAUCGAGGAUUCAAAUCUCAGGAACUGAACGAACAGGCUGAUUACGAGAAUCCUGAUUCGAUAGUUCCCAAAAAACACUGGAUGAUAAACGAUCUCGUUUUAUUUAUGGAUAGUUGUGAUACUCCGAGAAUCCCAAGAAAAUUAUUCAAAGAGGUGUGCAACAUUCGAGUUUCUGGAGUUCCAGGACCUGUUUACAGAGGCCAACUUGAUGCUCUACAGCAAUUGGCCAAAGUUAUGUUUUUUGUAUGGCUUGUCGUUAUCGCUGUGAUGGUUUUUGGCGAAGUUUACACCAUAUCGUCGACAAACCAACUAAUCGCGACGGUCGCCGGUAGCUUUCUACCUCUAAUACUUCGCAGCUGCUUCUUCCAGCAAUCAUCAGACAUUGAAGUGAACACUGUGACAUUUAAAAGUCACAUGGAUGAACUUAUAAAAUCAUUCCAUCAAAACUGGCCAAUUUACGAUUUAGUUUUAAGUUUCAUAUACGAUGACAAACUAGAAGAAAAAUUGAAAGACGAGAAGCCUCGUUUCACUGACGAUGAACCCGAAUUCAUCAUUUGUUUGCCAAAAGAUGGCAGUUUUCAUAAGGAAAAUAGGCUUUAUAGUGUAAUCGCUGAUUAAUCAAUGUAACGUGUAUACAAUUUUUAUUAAUCAAAAGCUUGACUUUUUUAAUGAAUUUUCAUUAUUUAGCGAUUUUUUUAUUGUGAGAGAUCUCCGUUUAGCAUCUGAAAUUUAAAAAAUCUGAUUAUGUGCUUAUUAGGUGUAUUUAUUUGUUUAAAGAAACGUCUAUUGUGUUAAAUUUAUUCAGUUAUAUUCGAUGUGUAUUUUAUCUACUUUUCAAAAACAUUUUGAAAGCUUGGCCCAUGUUGACCAGUUGAAACUUAUUUCCAAUUUAUAUUUAUAUAUGAAGCUCUGCUUUUUUUCAAAUAAUUGUAUGAAAUUUAACAAAUUCGUUUAAAGACAAUGUUAAAUUGAUAUUAGGUGUUUAUUUAUAAUGUAGCAAUGUUUAUUUAUUAGGAUAGUAUUUUUUUGUUUAAUUACCUGUUAUAUUUUUUGUGUUAACUUUAAAAUAUUUUGGUGAAAUCAGGUUAUUAUUUGAUUGUAAUUAUUAAAAAGUUUGAUAUAGAUCUUUUUUAAUAAAUCUUUUGUUAAAUUAAAA